CACCAGCGCAUUCACACAGGAGAGAAGCCAUAUCACUGUUCAGAGUGUGGGAAGAAUUUUAUUAAGCAGAGUCAUCUCCAACAACACCAGCGUAUUCACACAGGAGAGAAGCCAUAUCACUGCUCAGAGUGUGAAAAGAGUUUUACUAUGCAGGGUAAUCUCAAACAACACCAGCGCAUUCACACAGGAGAGAAGCCAUAUCACUGUUCAGAGUGUGGGAAGAAUUUUAUUAAGCAGAGUCAUCUCCAACAACACCAGCGUAUUCACACAGGAGAGAAGCCAUAUCACUGCUCAGAGUGUGGGAUGAGUUUUACUACGCAGGGUAAUCUCAAACAACACCAGCGCAUUCACACAGGAGAGAAGCCAUAUCACUGCUCAGAGUGUGGGAUGAGUUUUACUACGCAGGGUAAUCUCAAACAACACCAGCGCAUUCACACAGAAGAAAAGCCAUAUCACUGCUUAGAGUGUGGAAGCAGUUUCUCUUAUCAGAAUACGCUUCAAAAACACCAGCGCAUUCACACAGAAGAGAAGCCAUAUCACUGCUCAGUGUGUGGAAAAAGUUUUACUCAACAGGGUCACCUUCAAAAUCACCAGCGUCGUAUUCACACAGGAGAGAAACCGUAUAACUGCACUGAGUGUGGAAAGAGUUUUACUCAAAGUAGUGCCCUUAAAGUACACCAGCGUAUUCACACAGGAGAGAAACCCUAUCACUGCUCAGAGUGUGGAAACAGUUUUGCUGAACAUGGUACCCUUCAAAAACACCAGCGUAUUCACACAGGA
This is a messenger RNA of Trichomycterus rosablanca, 780 nucleotides long. RefSeq names its product zinc finger protein ZFP2-like. NCBI's taxonomy places the organism in Eukaryota, Metazoa, Chordata, Actinopteri, Siluriformes, Trichomycteridae. The record is from RefSeq and is a predicted model, not a curated record. The annotation marks the transcript as partial. The transcript is spliced from 2 exons.